This is a messenger RNA of Drosophila elegans, 2564 nucleotides long. RefSeq names its product pyrokinin-1 receptor (gene PK2-R2). Gene Ontology annotation, molecular function: neuropeptide receptor activity. The record is from RefSeq and is a predicted model, not a curated record. Gene Ontology annotation, biological process: neuropeptide signaling pathway. Gene Ontology annotation, cellular component: plasma membrane. The coding region runs from base 563 to 2335 and encodes 590 amino acids. NCBI's taxonomy places the organism in Eukaryota, Metazoa, Arthropoda, Insecta, Diptera, Drosophilidae. The transcript has 9 exons.
CCGUUGCUGUAGCCGCCGCCGUCGCUCUUCGAUUUUCGAUUUUCGGAGACGAACAAAACGAGAAAUCGGGAAAAACAUCAAUUUACGAGUGCCCCUCAGUCAUAAUUUUGGGUUCCGAGAAUCAUUCUGCGUACCAGAAUUAAUCAGUGCCAUACGCAAGUAGUUAUCGCCAUUAAUUGUGUUAGUGUUUGUGUUUAAUUACCCCCAAAGUCUCGCGGUCAUUAAUCAACAUUUAGCACAUGGUAAAAACUGAUUAGCUGUAGUGCAAUAAACACACACACACACACACCCAAAGCUUCCCUUUGCCUUGAGUCUGGUCUUACGAAUAGGAUACGCCUGACUGCCGCCUGCCAGUUUCUCAGGAUGCCAGGUUGUGAGUGGAGUGGCACUGGCCUAAGUCGAAAUUGAUGAGCCCCGGUAAGGGGCAUUAUGAAAACAUUACUCGAUUGAAAAUACAUAAGUAGGAUUGGAUAAAUCCUGGAAUAAUUCGAAAACAAUAGUGCACGCACACACUUGAGAACAAAAAGGUACACAACACACAACAGCCGACACUGACACACCCAUGGCAGUCAAAAUGCUGCCCAGUAACAGCUCCGGUCUCCUGGCAACCGAUCUGCAACUGUUUCACAAUGAGAAAUUCCUUUUGAAUCUGACCCAAGUGCUGAACAUCUCGGCGGACAACCUGACCAGCCUGCUGCAGGGUCUGGAGCCGGAGGAGCUGCUGCCCACGGCGACCCCGAUGACCCCACUCUCCCUGCUGGCCACCCUCAGCGUGGGCUACGCCCUCAUCUUUGUCGCCGGAGUGCUGGGCAACCUAAUCACCUGCAUCGUGAUUUCCCGGAACAACUUCAUGCACACGGCCACCAACUUCUACCUGUUCAAUCUGGCUAUAUCCGACAUGAUCUUGCUAUGCUCGGGAAUGCCACAGGACCUGUACAACCUCUGGCACCCGGACAAUUAUCCCUUCAGCGAUAGCAUCUGUGUCCUGGAGAGUGUUCUCUCGGAAACGGCGGCCAAUGCAACUGUUCUGACAAUUACCGCUUUCACUGUUGAGCGAUAUAUUGCCAUUUGCCAUCCGUUUAGGCAGCACACGAUGUCCAAGUUGUCACGGGCCAUAAAGUUCAUAUUCGCCAUCUGGAUUGCCGCCCUUUUGCUGGCCCUGCCGCAGGCCAUUCAGUUUUCAGUGGUGAUGCAAGGCAUGGGAACAUCGUGCACGAUGAAAAACGAUUUCUUUGCCCAUGUGUUUGCUGUAUCGGGCUUCCUCUUCUUUGGCGGACCCAUGACCGCCAUCUGCGUGCUGUACGUCCUCAUCGGGGUGAAGUUGAAGAGGAGCAGGUUGCUCCAGGCGCUGCCCAGGCGGUGUUACGACGUGAACCGCGGCAUCAGUGCCCAGACCCGAGUCAUCCGGAUGCUGGUGGCCGUGGCGGUGGCAUUCUUCAUCUGCUGGGCUCCGUUCCACGCCCAGCGACUGAUGGCGGUCUACGGCUCCUCCUCGGGCAUCGAGUCUCAGUGGUUCAACGACGUGUUCAGCAUCCUCGACUACACGUCCGGAGUGCUAUACUUUCUCUCCACUUGCAUCAACCCGCUGCUCUACAACAUCAUGAGUCACAAGUUCCGAGAAGCAUUUAAGGUCACCUUGGCUAGGCACUUUGGAUUGGGAGGCAAAAAUCCAGGAAGGGGACUGCCCCAUACUUACAGCGCUCUACGACGCAAUCAGACGGGUUCCUUGAGACUACACACAACGGAUAGCGUGCGAACCACAAUGACUUCCACCGCGACGACCACCACGGGGCUGAAUGGCAGUGCGAAUGGCAGUGGGGCAGCAACAGGUACGGCGGUGCGCUUGAACCGCGUGUCCUUGGACGGCGCCCAGUUGCAGGGGCAAAAUCGUAGCCGACAGGACCUCUUCGACCAUCCGCGUCGCACUCUGCAGACGCAGAUAUCGCAGCUUUCGUCGGUGGGCGAUGCCCAUUCGCUGCUGGAGGAGGACUUGCAGUUUCAUGAGGAGCAGCUGCAGCGGCAGCCCACCAUGUGCUCCAUUGACGAGCUCACCGAUGACUUGGCAAUCUCGCGGUCACGCCUUAAGUUGACGCGCAUCACCCGCCCUGUGGUGGCGGGGGCGGGGGGCGUGUCAGGGGGCGUGAACGGCGACGAGUCAAGUGGCAAAGUGCGCAAGGCGAAAGUGAAAGCGCUCAAGAGCUCAAGCGCUCUCAAGGGUCUCAGGGCCAAAUUCAAUUGGCGUGCCAGACGCAAAGGCAACAGCCACAAACCGCAGGCCAAGGGGGCGGCGGGGGCGGUUGCUGGCGAAGACUCCGGCGAGCGGACCGCCUUUUAAAGGGAGUCCAUUCCAGUGCCACCAGCAGACACACACACACACACACACACAACUGUGAUACGAGCAGCAAGCGCCUCUCCAGCUUGUUUGUGUUUAACUCUAGACAAAUAUUCCACGCUGCGGUCAAUUAGUCGUUCUUGCUAAUAUUAUAGCCCGAAACUAUAGUUCGAAUUCUAUUUAUAGUAAUUCUAAUCGCAAUAAACUAUGUAUUUCAUUCUCAUUACAACAA